This is a messenger RNA of Scomber scombrus (Atlantic mackerel), 2201 nucleotides long. It is a transcript of the gene myoc, whose product is annotated as myocilin. Gene Ontology annotation, cellular component: Golgi apparatus. Lineage: Eukaryota; Metazoa; Chordata; Actinopteri; Scombriformes; Scombridae. The transcript has 5 exons. Bases 184 to 1623 code for a protein of 479 amino acids. Gene Ontology annotation, biological process: signal transduction; osteoblast differentiation. The record is from RefSeq and is a predicted model, not a curated record.
CAGAGGAGAGAAGAACAAGAGAAGAACAAGAGAAGGGAGGGGAGAAGCUGACACUGAUAUCAAUAGGAAAAGAAGAGAUACCUGAGAGGAGAUUGCAACAGAGAUUUGUGAUUUAAAUGAGAAAUCCACCUGACAGCUGAGAAAUAAAGUAAUCCUUCAGAGAGAGAUUUAAGAAUCACCAAUAUGUUUCUCUUCCUCUCGUUGUGCCUGUGUGGUCUUCUGCUGCAAGGUGAUGCACAGGACCAAGCUUCUUUGUGGAGGGGGAAUGACAGAAGUGGGCGAUGCCAGUACACCUUCUCUGUACCCAGCCCCACCGAAACCAGCUGCCCGCAGACCGGGGGCCCGGAGGUGGAGGGCCUGAAGGCCAGGCUCAACCUGCUGGAGGUGCUGGUGUCCCGGCUCACUGGAGGGAACACUGGGGCUCCCCAGGGUGCCGAUGCCAAAUCUCAGUCUGCGCUGCAAGAGGCGCUGAACCGGGCCGUGGGGGAGAGGAACCUGCUACAGGGGGAGAAAGAGCGCCUAGAGAGAGACUUGGAGGGGCUUCAGCGCAGGGUGGAGGAUAUGAAGAGGGAGACGGAGAAGCUGAGGAACAGACCCUGUCCUCCACAGACCCCCAUGGUGCAACCCAGCCCCUCUCUGCAGGACAGUGGCCUGAUGAGACCUGCUGGUGGUUCCAGUGUGUUGUCUCACCUGAUGAACAGGCCCAACAGACAGGGAGACAGCAGCAGUUUGAUAGACUCAGCAUGGCAGUACGGAUCUCCAGGCUUUCAGGAGAUGAAGGCCGAGGUGACGGAGGUUCCUGCUCCUGACAACACUGAGGAAUACACAGGUUGUGGGGUGCUGAUUUCAGUGGGUGAACCGGUCACUCACAAGAAGGCCGAAAGCAUAGCGGGUAAAUAUGGUGUUUGGAUGCAGGACCCUGAAGCUGUGCCCCCAUAUGGAUCCAACAUGGUCUGGCGCAUCGACACUGUUGGCUCCAACAUCAGGCAGCUGUUUGGGUAUGAGGACAUGGAUCAGCUCUCUAAAGGCUUUCCAUCCAAGGUGCUGCUGUUGCCAGAGUCGGUGGAGAGUACUGGUGCCACUCUGUACAGAGGCUCUCUGUACUAUCAGCGACGUCUCAGCCGCACCCUCAUCCGCUUCGACCUCUCCUCUGAGAGUGUCGCAGCCCGUCGUGACCUCCCCCAUGCCAACUUCCACGGCCAGGCCCCCUACUCCUGGGGAGGCUACACGGAUAUCGACCUGGCCGUAGAUGAGCAGGGUCUGUGGGCCAUCUACUCCACCAACAAGGCCAAAGGAGCCAUCGUGAUCUCGCAGCUGAACCCACACAAUCUGGAGGUGAAGAAAAGCUGGGAGACAAACAUCCGGAAGAACUCUGUGGCCAACUCCUUCAUCAUCUGCGGCAGGCUGUACACCGUGGCCAGCUACACGGCCCCCAACACCACCCUCAACUACAUGUACGACACUGAAAGCAGCCAGGGAAAAGCCAUUACCAUCCCCUUUAGGAACAAGCACCGCUACAACAGCAUGAUCGAUUACAACCCGACUCAGAGGAAGCUGUUUGGCUGGGACAACUUCCACAUAGUGUCCUAUGAUGUCCGGCUGGGUCGCCCGCAGGCCAACUGAGGCCGCCAUGAGUGACUGUUGAAAAGUGACAUUUGCUCACCUGUUCCCGCUUCAGAGACUCCAAGCUUUAGGCCGCAAUGUGUGUGAUAGCAGCAACUAGAAACAAGACACCACCAGAAUCCAUGUAGAAGAGCCAAAGUACCAAACUCCAGAGUGAGAUGAAGAAGUUUGAGGAACAGUGUCCCCCCCUAUUUUUCCCCUCAUUGGGAGGGAUUUUGCUAUGGCACGGUCCACACGUUUUUAGAGAAAUUAUUUUUGUACCGCAUUUCAGUCACAUGUAUGAAUUUGUUUUCUUGUUAAGCUAUAUAUAUAUAUAUACUGUAUAAAUCUAUAUAUAUGAUGUCUCAAAGAUGAAGCAAUUGCUGUUGCACAAUUUCACUUGCUAAGUGGGAAAAUUACUUUCUUAUCCACAACUCAAACUCCUGUGGUAUUAUGCCCCUUACACUGUUUCACCAGUCAACAUCUUUCAUCAAAUAAACUGCUCUCUCACUCAGCAUGUAUUGAAAUAUUGCAUGUACUUGUACACUGUAGUCAACAUUGCAAAUGUUGAAAUUCAUCAUGAAAUAAACUUCGUAAAU